Molecule: messenger RNA, 261 nt
Organism: Guillardia theta CCMP2712
Lineage: Eukaryota; Cryptophyceae; Pyrenomonadales; Geminigeraceae
Exons: 3
Coding region: 1-261 (86 amino acids)
Source: RefSeq, a predicted model, not a curated record
AUGACAGAGAUGGCGGAGCCUGAGGGCCGGCGCAUCCACUCGUGGAGCUGGUUGAACCGACAUCUUCUUGCUCGGUGUAACGCAGCAGAGGCCACUCAGAGCGGCAUCUUGGGCUGCAUCGCUCCGUUCAAGGCCAUGACUAACCAGGAGCAAGCUGAAGUCUACGUGGACAAGAUCGGUCGGCUAGACCCUCAUGCUAACCCCUUGAUGGGAAUACACACAUUCGAUGAUCCGACGGCUGGCCUGCCUGCUGGGUAUUAA